Molecule: messenger RNA, 10383 nt
Organism: Bursaphelenchus okinawaensis
Lineage: Eukaryota; Metazoa; Nematoda; Chromadorea; Rhabditida; Aphelenchoididae
Source: the annotation of a GenBank genome assembly
AAGCCUAAGCCUAAGCCUAAGCCUAAGCCUAAGCCUAAGCCUAAGCCUAAGCCUAAGCCCUAAGCCCUAAGCCUAAGCCUAAGCCUAAGCCUAAGCCUAAGCCUAAGCCUAAGCCUAAGCCUAAGCCUAAGCCUAAGCCUAAGCCUAAGCCUAAGCCUAAGCCUAAGCCUAAGCCUAAGCCUAAGCCUAAGCCUAAGCCUAAGCCUAAGCCUAAGCCCUAAGCCUAAGCCCUAAGCCUAAGCCUAAGCCUAAGCCUAAGCCUAAGCCUAAGCCUAAGCCUAAGCCUAAGCCUAAGCCUAAGCCUAAGCCUAAGCCUAAGCCUAAGCCUAAGCCUAAGCCUAAGCCUAAGCCUAAGCUUAAGCCUAAGCCUCAAGCCUAGCCAAGCCUCAAGCCUAAGCCUAGCCUAAGCCUAAGCCUAAGCCUAAGCCUGCCUAAGCCUAAGCCUAAGCCUAAGCCUAAGCCUAAGCCUAAGCCUAAGCCUCAAGCCUAAGCCUAAGCCUAAGCCUAAGCCUAAGCCUAAGCCUAAGCCUAAGCCUAAGCCUAAGCCUAAGCCUAAGCCUAAGCCUAAGCCUAAGCCUAAGCCUAAGCCUAAGCCUAAGCCUAAGCCUAAGCCUAAGCCUAAGCCCAAGCCCUAAGCCUAAGCCUAAGCCUAAGCCUAAGCCUAAGCCUGCCUAAGCCUAAGCCUAAGCCUAAGCCUAAGCCUAAGCCUAAGCCUCAAGCCUAAGCCUAAGCCUAAGCCUCAAGCCUAAGCCUAAGCCUAAGCCUAAGCCUAAGCCUAAGCCUAAGCCUAAGCCUAAGCCUAAGCCUAAGCCUAAGCCUCAAGCCUAAGCCUAAGCCUAAGCCUAAGCCUAAGCCUAAGCCUAAGCCUCAAGCCUAAGCCUAAGCCUAAGCCUAAGCCUAAGCCUAAGCCUAAGCCUAAGCCUCAAGCCUAAGCCUAAGCCUAAGCCUAAGCCUCAAGCCUAAGCCUAAGCCUGCUCAAGCCUAAGCCUAAGCCUAAGCCUAAGCCUAAGCCUAGCCCAGCCUAAGCCUAAGCCUAAGCCCUAAGCCUCAAGCCUAAGCCUAAGCCUCAAGCCUAAGCCUAAGCCUAAGCCCUAAGCCCUAAGCCUAAGCCCUAAGCCUAAGCCUAAGCCUAAGCCUAAGCUCAAGCCUAAGCCUAAGCCUAAGCCUAAGCCUCAAGCCUAAGCCUAAGCCUAAGCCUAAGCCUAAGCCUAAGCCUAAGCCUAAGCCUAAGCCUAAGCCUAAGCCUAAGCCUAAGCCUAAGCCUCAAGCCUAAGCCUAAGCCUAAGCCUAAGCCUAAGCCUAAGCCUAAGCCUAAGCCUAAGCCUAAGCCUAAGCCCAAGCCUAAGCCUAAGCCUAAGCCUCAAGCCUAAGCCUAAGCCCUAAGCCUAAGCCUAAGCCUAAGCCUAAGCCUAAGCCUAAGCCUAAGCCUAAGCCUAAGCCUAAGCCUAAGCCUAAGCCUAAGCCUAAGCCUAAGCCUAAGCCUCAAGCCUAAGCCUCAAGCCUAAGCCUGAAGCCCUAAGCCUAAGCCUAAGCCUAAGCCUAAGCCUAAGCCUAAGCCUCGAAGCCUAAGCCUAAGCCUAAGCCUAAGCCUAAGCCUAAGCCUAAGCCUAAGCCUAAGCCUAAGCCUAAGCCUAAGCCUAAGCCUAAGCCUAAGCCUAAGCCUAAGCCUAAGCCUAAGCCUAAGCCUAAGCCUAAGCCUAAGCCUAAGCCUAAGCCUAAGCCUAAGCCUCAAGCCUAAGCCUAAGCCUAAGCCUAAGCCUAAGCCUAAGCCUAAGCCUAAGCCCUAAGCCUAAGCCUAAGCCUAAGCCUAAGCCUAAGCCUAAGCCUAAGCCUAAGCCUAAGCCUAAGCCUAAGCCUAAGCCUAAGCCUAAGCCUAAGCCUGCCCAAGCCUAAGCCUAAGCCUAAGCCUAAGCCUAAGCCUAAGCCUAAGCCUAAGCCUAAGCCUAAGCCUAAGCCUAAGCCUAAGCCUAAGCCUAAGCCUAAGCCUAAGCCUAAGCCUAAGCCUAAGCCUAAGCCUCAAGCCUAAGCCUAAGCCUAAGCCUAAGCCUAAGCCUAAGCCUAAGCCCUCAAGCCUAAGCCUAAGCCUAAGCCUAAGCCUAAGCCUAAGCCUAAGCCUAAGCCUAAGCCUAAGCCUAAGCCUAAGCCUAAGCCUAAGCCUAAGCCUAAGCCUAAGCCUAAGCCUAAGCCUAAGCCUAAGCCUAAGCCUAAGCCUAAGCCUAAGCCUAAGCCUAAGCCUAAGCCUCAAGCCUAAGCCUAAGCCUAAGCCUAAGCCUAAGCCUAAGCCUAAGCCUAAGCCUAAGCCUAAGCCUAAGCCUAAGCCUAAGCCCUAAGCCUAAGCCUAAGCCUAAGCCUAAGCCUAAGCCUAAGCCUAAGCCUAAGCCUAAGCCUAAGCCUAAGCCUAAGCCUAAGCCUAAGCCUAAGCCUAAGCCUAAGCCUAAGCCUAAGCCCUAAGCCUAAGCCUAAGCCUAAGCCUAAGCCUAAGCCUAAGCCUAAGCCUAAGCCUAAGCCUAAGCCUAAGCCUAAGCCUAAGCCUAAGCCUAAGCCUAAGCCUAAGCCUAAGCCUAAGCCUAAGCCUAAGCCUAAGCCUAAGCCUAAGCCUAAGCCUAAGCCUAAGCCUAAGCCUAAGCCUAAGCCUAAGCCUAAGCCUAAGCCCAAGCCUAAGCCUAAGCCUAAGCCUAAGCCUAAGCCCUAAGCCUAAGCCUAAGCCUAAGCCUAAGCCUAAGCCUAAGCCUAAGCCUAAGCCUAAGCCUAAGCCUAAGCCUAAGCCUAAGCCUAAGCCUAAGCCUAAGCCUAAGCCUAAGCCUAAGCCUAAGCCUAAGCCUCAAGCCUAAGCCUAAGCCUAAGCCUAAGCCUAAGCCUAAGCCUAAGCCUAAGCCUAAGCCUAAGCCUAAGCCUAAGCCUAAGCCUAAGCCUAAGCCUAAGCCUAAGCCUAAGCCUAAGCCUAAGCCUAAGCCUAAGCCUAAGCCUAAGCCUAAGCCUAAGCCUAAGCCUAAGCCUAAGCCUCAAGCCUAAGCCUAAGCCUAAGCCUAAGCCUAAGCCUAAGCCCUAAGCCUAAGCCUAAGCCUAAGCCUAAGCCUAAGCCUCAAGCCUAAGCCCAAGCCUAAGCCUAAGCCUAAGCCUAAGCCUAAGCCUAAGCCUAAGCCUAAGCCUAAGCCUAAGCCUAAGCCUAAGCCUAAGCCUAAGCCUAAGCCUAAGCCUAAGCCUAAGCCUAAGCCUAAGCCUAAGCCUAAGCCUAAGCCUAAGCCUAAGCCUCAAGCCUAAGCCUAAGCCUAAGCCUAAGCCUAAGCCUAAGCCUAAGCCUAAGCCUAAGCCUAAGCCUAAGCCUAAGCCCUAAGCCUAAGCCUAAGCCCUAAGCCUAAGCCUAAGCCUAAGCCUAAGCCUAAGCCUAAGCCCAAGCCUAAGCCUAAGCCUAAGCCUAAGCCUAAGCCUAAGCCUAAGCCUAAGCCUAAGCCUAAGCCUAAGCCUAAGCCUAAGCCUAAGCCUAAGCCUAAGCCUAAGCCUAAGCCUAAGCCUAAGCCUAAGCCUCAAGCCUAAGCCUAAGCCUAAGCCUAAGCCUAAGCCUAAGCCUAAGCCUAAGCCUAAGCCUAAGCCUAAGCCUAAGCCUAAGCCUAAGCCUAAGCCUAAGCCUCAAGCCUAAGCCUAAGCCUAAGCCUAAGCCUAAGCCUAAGCCUAAGCCUAAGCCUAAGCCUAAGCCUAAGCCUAAGCCUAAGCCUAAGCCUAAGCCUAAGCCUAAGCCUAAGCCUAAGCCUAAGCCUAAGCCUAAGCCUAAGCCUAAGCCUAAGCCUAAGCCUAAGCCUAAGCCUAAGCCUAAGCCUAAGCCUAAGCCUAAGCCUAAGCCUAAGCCUAAGCCUAAGCCUAAGCCUAAGCCUAAGCCUAAGCCUAAGCCUAAGCCUAAGCCUAAGCCUAAGCCUAAGCCUAAGCCUAAGCCUAAGCCUAAGCCUAAGCCUAAGCCUAAGCCUAAGCCUAAGCCUAAGCCUAAGCCUAAGCCUAAGCCUAAGCCUAAGCCUAAGCCUAAGCCUAAGCCUAAGCCUAAGCCUAAGCCUAAGCCUAAGCCUAAGCCUAAGCCUAAGCCUAAGCCUAAGCCCUAAGCCUAAGCCUAAGCCUGCCUAAGCCUAAGCCUAAGCCUAAGCCUAAGCCCAAGCCUAAGCCUAAGCCUAAGCCUAAGCCUAAGCCUAAGCCUAAGCCUAAGCCUAAGCCUAAGCCUAAGCCUAAGCCUAAGCCUAAGCCUAAGCCUAAGCCUAAGCCUAAGCCUAAGCCUAAGCCUAAGCCUAAGCCUAAGCCUAAGCCUAAGCCUAAGCCUAAGCCUAAGCCUAAGCCUAAGCCUAAGCCUAAGCCUAAGCCUAAGCCUAAGCCUAAGCCUAAGCCUAAGCCUAAGCCUAAGCCUAAGCCUAAGCCUAAGCCUAAGCCUAAGCCUAAGCCUAAGCCUAAGCCUAAGCCUAAGCCUAAGCCUAAGCCUAAGCCUAAGCCUAAGCCUAAGCCUAAGCCUAAGCCUAAGCCUCAAGCCUAAGCCUAAGCCUAAGCCUAAGCCUAAGCCUAAGCCUAAGCCUAAGCCUAAGCCUAAGCCUAAGCCUAAGCCUAAGCCUAAGCCUAAGCCUAAGCCUAAGCCUAAGCCUAAGCCUAAGCCUAAGCCUAAGCCUAAGCCUAAGCCUAAGCCUAAGCCUAAGCCUAAGCCUAAGCCUAAGCCUAAGCCUAAGCCUAAGCCCAAGCCUAAGCCUAAGCCUAAGCCUAAGCCUCAAGCCUAAGCCUAAGCCUAAGCCUAAGCCUAAGCCUAAGCCUAAGCCUAAGCCUAAGCCUAAGCCUAAGCCUAAGCCUAAGCCUAAGCCUAAGCCUAAGCCUAAGCCUAAGCCUAAGCCUAAGCCUAAGCCUAAGCCUAAGCCUAAGCCCUAAGCCUAAGCCUAAGCCUAAGCCUAAGCCUAAGCCUAAGCCCUAAGCCUAAGCCUAAGCCUAAGCCUAAGCCUAAGCCUAAGCCUAAGCCUAAGCCUAAGCCUAAGCCUAAGCCUAAGCCUAAGCCUAAGCCUAAGCCUAAGCCUAAGCCUAAGCCUAAGCCUAAGCCUAAGCCUAAGCCUAAGCCCUAAGCCUAAGCCUCAAGCCUAAGCCUAAGCCCUAAGCCUAAGCCUCAAGCCUAAGCCUAAGCCUAAGCCUAAGCCUAAGCCUAAGCCUAAGCCUAAGCCUAAGCCUAAGCCUAAGCCUAAGCCUAAGCCUAAGCCUAAGCCUAAGCCUAAGCCUAAGCCUAAGCCUAAGCCUAAGCCUAAGCCCUAAGCCUAAGCCUAAGCCUAAGCCUAAGCCUAAGCCUCAAGCCUAAGCCUAAGCCUAAGCCUAAGCCUAAGCCUAAGCCUAAGCCUAAGCCUAAGCCUAAGCCUAAGCCUAAGCCCUAAGCCUAAGCCUAAGCCUAAGCCUAAGCCUAAGCCUAAGCCUAAGCCUAAGCCUAAGCCUAAGCCUAAGCCUAAGCCUAAGCCUAAGCCUAAGCCUAAGCCUAAGCCUAAGCCUAAGCCUAAGCCUAAGCCUAAGCCUAAGCCUAAGCCUAAGCCUAAGCCUAAGCCUAAGCCUAAGCCUAAGCCUAAGCCUAAGCCUAAGCCUAAGCCUAAGCCUAAGCCUAAGCCUAAGCCUAAGCCUAAGCCUAAGCCUAAGCCCUAAGCCUAAGCCUAAGCCUAAGCCCAAGCCUAAGCCUAAGCCUAAGCCUAAGCCUAAGCUCUAAGCCUAAGCCUAAGCCUAAGCCUAAGCCUAAGCCUAAGCCUAAGCCUAAGCCUAAGCCUAAGCCUAAGCCUAAGCCUAAGCCUAAGCCUAAGCCUAAGCCCUAAGCCUAAGCCUAAGCCUAAGCCUAAGCCUAAGCCUAAGCCUAAGCCUAAGCCUAAGCCUAAGCCUAAGCCUAAGCCUAAGCCUAAGCCUAAGCCUAAGCCUAAGCCUAAGCCCUAAGCCCUAAGCCUAAGCCUAAGCCUAAGCCUAAGCCUAAGCCUAAGCCUAAGCCUCAAGCCUAAGCCUCAAGCCUAAGCCUAAGCCUAAGCCUAAGCCUAAGCCUAAGCCUAAGCCUAAGCCUAAGCCUAAGCCUAAGCCUAAGCCUGCCUAAGCCUCAAGCCUAAGCCUAAGCCUAAGCCUAAGCCUAAGCCUAAGCCUAAGCCUAAGCCUAAGCCUAAGCCUAAGCCCUAAGCCUAAGCCCUAAGCCUAAGCCUAAGCCUAAGCCUAAGCCUAAGCCUAAGCCUAAGCCUAAGCCUAAGCCUAAGCCUAAGCCUAAGCCUAAGCCUAAGCCUCAAGCCUAAGCCUAAGCCUAAGCCUAAGCCUAAGCCUAAGCCUAAGCCUAAGCCUAAGCCUAAGCCCUAAGCCUAAGCCUAAGCCUAAGCCUAAGCCUAAGCCUAAGCCUAAGCCUAAGCCUAAGCCUAAGCCUAAGCCUAAGCCUAAGCCUAAGCCUAAGCCUAAGCCUAAGCCUAAGCCUAAGCCUAAGCCUAAGCCUAAGCCUAAGCCUAAGCCUAAGCCUAAGCCUAAGCCUAAGCCUAAGCCUAAGCCUAAGCCUAAGCCUAAGCCUAAGCCUAAGCCUAAGCCUAAGCCUAAGCCUAAGCCUAAGCCUAAGCCUAAGCCUAAGCCUAAGCCUAAGCCUAAGCCUAAGCCUAAGCCUAAGCCUAAGCCUAAGCCUAAGCCUAAGCCUCAAGCCUAAGCCUAAGCCUAAGCCUAAGCCUAAGCCUAAGCCUAAGCCUAAGCCUAAGCCUAAGCCUAAGCCUAAGCCUAAGCCUAAGCCUAAGCCUAAGCCUAAGCCUAAGCCUAAGCCUAAGCCUAAGCCUAAGCCUAAGCCUAAGCCUAAGCCUAAGCCUAAGCCUAAGCCUAAGCCUAAGCCUAAGCCUAAGCCUAAGCCUAAGCCUAAGCCUAAGCCUAAGCCUAAGCCUAAGCCUAAGCCUAAGCCUAAGCCUAAGCCUAAGCCUAAGCCUAAGCCUAAGCCUAAGCCUAAGCCUAAGCCUAAGCCUAAGCCUAAGCCUAAGCCUAAGCCUAAGCCUAAGCCUAAGCCUAAGCCUAAGCCCUAAGCCUAAGCCUAAGCCUAAGCCUAAGCCUAAGCCUAAGCCUAAGCCUAAGCCUAAGCCUAAGCCUAAGCCUAAGCCUAAGCCUAAGCCUAAGCCUAAGCCUAAGCCUAAGCCUAAGCCUAAGCCUAAGCCUAAGCCUAAGCCUAAGCCUAAGCCUAAGCCUAAGCCUAAGCCUAAGCCUAAGCCUAAGCCUAAGCCUAAGCCUAAGCCUAAGCCUAAGCCUAAGCCUAAGCCUAAGCCUAAGCCUAAGCCUAAGCCUAAGCCUAAGCCUAAGCCUAAGCCUAAGCCUAAGCCUAAGCCUAAGCCUAAGCCUAAGCCUAAGCCUAAGCCUAAGCCUAAGCCUAAGCCUAAGCCUAAGCCUAAGCCUAAGCCUAAGCCUAAGCCUAAGCCUAAGCCUAAGCCUAAGCCCUAAGCCUAAGCCUAAGCCUAAGCCUAAGCCUAAGCCUAAGCCUAAGCCUAAGCCUAAGCCUAAGCCUAAGCCUAAGCCUAAGCCUAAGCCUAAGCCUAAGCCUAAGCCUAAGCCUAAGCCUAAGCCUAAGCCUAAGCCUAAGCCUAAGCCUAAGCCUAAGCCUAAGCCUAAGCCUAAGCCUAAGCCUAAGCCUAAGCCUAAGCCUAAGCCUAAGCCUAAGCCUAAGCCUAAGCCUCAAGCCUAAGCCUAAGCCUAAGCCUAAGCCUAAGCCUAAGCCUAAGCCUAAGCCUAAGCCUAAGCCUAAGCCUAAGCCUAAGCCUAAGCCUAAGCCUAAGCCUAAGCCUAAGCCUAAGCCUAAGCCUAAGCCUAAGCCUAAGCCUAAGCCUAAGCCUAAGCCUAAGCCUAAGCCUAAGCCUAAGCCUAAGCCUAAGCCUAAGCCUAAGCCUAAGCCUAAGCCUAAGCCUAAGCCUAAGCCUAAGCCUAAGCCUAAGCCUAAGCCUAAGCCUAAGCCUAAGCCUAAGCCUAAGCCUAAGCCUCAAGCCUAAGCCUAAGCCUAAGCCUAAGCCUAAGCCUAAGCCUAAGCCCUAAGCCUAAGCCUAAGCCUAAGCCUAAGCCUAAGCCUAAGCCUAAGCCUAAGCCUAAGCCUAAGCCUCAAGCCUAAGCCUAAGCCUAAGCCUAAGCCUAAGCCUAAGCCUAAGCCUAAGCCUAAGCCUAAGCCUAAGCCUAAGCCUAAGCCUAAGCCUAAGCCUAAGCCUAAGCCUCAAGCCUAAGCCUAAGCCUAAGCCUAAGCCUAAGCCUAAGCCUAAGCCUAAGCCUAAGCCUAAGCCUAAGCCUAAGCCUAAGCCUAAGCCUAAGCCUAAGCCUAAGCCUAAGCCUAAGCCUAAGCCUAAGCCUAAGCCUAAGCCUAAGCCUAAGCCUAAGCCUAAGCCUAAGCCUAAGCCUAAGCCUAAGCCUAAGCCUAAGCCUAAGCCUAAGCCUAAGCCUAAGCCUAAGCCUAAGCCUAAGCCUAAGCCUAAGCCUAAGCCUAAGCCUAAGCCUAAGCCUAAGCCUAAGCCUAAGCCUAAGCCUAAGCCUAAGCCUAAGCCUAAGCCUAAGCCUAAGCCUAAGCCUAAGCCUAAGCCUAAGCCUAAGCCUAAGCCUAAGCCUAAGCCUAAGCCUAAGCCUAAGCCUAAGCCUAAGCCUAAGCCUAAGCCUAAGCCUAAGCCUAAGCCUAAGCCUAAGCCUAAGCCUCAAGCCUAAGCCUAAGCCUAAGCCUAAGCCUAAGCCUAAGCCUAAGCCUAAGCCUAAGCCUAAGCCUAAGCCUAAGCCUAAGCCUAAGCCUAAGCCUAAGCCUCAAGCCUAAGCCUAAGCCUAAGCCUAAGCCUAAGCCUAAGCCUAAGCCUAAGCCUAAGCCUGCCUAAGCCUAAGCCUAAGCCUAAGCCCUAAGCCUAAGCCUAAGCCUAAGCCUAAGCCUAAGCCUAAGCCUAAGCCUAAGCCUAAGCCCUAAGCCUAAGCCUAAGCCUAAGCCUAAGCCUAAGCCUAAGCCUAAGCCUAAGCCUAAGCCUAAGCCUAAGCCUAAGCCUAAGCCUAAGCCUAAGCCUAAGCCUAAGCCUAAGCCUCAAGCCUAAGCCUAAGCCUAAGCCUAAGCCUAAGCCUAAGCCUAAGCCUAAGCCUAAGCCUAAGCCUAAGCCUAAGCCUAAGCCUAAGCCUAAGCCUAAGCCUAAGCCUAAGCCUAAGCCUAAGCCUAAGCCUAAGCCUAAGCCUAAGCCUAAGCCUAAGCCUAAGCCUAAGCCUAAGCCUAAGCCUAAGCCUAAGCCUAAGCCUAAGCCUAAGCCUAAGCCUAAGCCUAAGCCCAAGCCUAAGCCUAAGCCUAAGCCUAAGCCUAAGCCUAAGCCUAAGCCUAAGCCUAAGCCUAAGCCUAAGCCUAAGCCUAAGCCUAAGCCUAAGCCUAAGCCUAAGCCUAAGCCUAAGCCUAAGCCUAAGCCUAAGCCUAAGCCUAAGCCUAAGCCUAAGCCUAAGCCUAAGCCUAAGCCUAAGCCUAAGCCUAAGCCUAAGCCUAAGCCUAAGCCUAAGCCUAAGCCUAAGCCUAAGCCUAAGCCUAAGCCUAAGCCUAAGCCUAAGCCUAAGCCUAAGCCUAAGCCUAAGCCUAAGCCUAAGCCUAAGCCUAAGCCUAAGCCUAAGCCUAAGCCUAAGCCUAAGCCUAAGCCUAAGCCUAAGCCUAAGCCUAAGCCUAAGCCUAAGCCUAAGCCUAAGCCUAAGCCUAAGCCUAAGCCUAAGCCUAAGCCUAAGCCUAAGCCUAAGCCUAAGCCUAAGCCUAAGCCUAAGCCUAAGCCUAAGCCUAAGCCUAAGCCUAAGCCUAAGCCUAAGCCUAAGCCUAAGCCUAAGCCUAAGCCUAAGCCUAAGCCUAAGCCUAAGCCUAAGCCUAAGCCUAAGCCUAAGCCUAAGCCUAAGCCUAAGCCUAAGCCUAAGCCUAAGCCUAAGCCUAAGCCUAAGCCUAAGCCUAAGCCUAAGCCUAAGCCUAAGCCUAAGCCUAAGCCUAAGCCUAAGCCUAAGCCUAAGCCUAAGCCUAAGCCUAAGCCUAAGCCUAAGCCUAAGCCUAAGCCUAAGCCUAAGCCUAAGCCUAAGCCUAAGCCUAAGCCUAAGCCUAAGCCUAAGCCUAAGCCUAAGCCUAAGCCUAAGCCUAAGCCUAAGCCUAAGCCUAAGCCUAAGCCUAAGCCUAAGCCUAAGCCUAAGCCUAAGCCUAAGCCUAAGCCUAAGCCUAAGCCUAAGCCUAAGCCUAAGCCUAAGCCUAAGCCUAAGCCUAAGCCUAAGCCUAAGCCUAAGCCUAAGCCUAAGCCUAAGCCUAAGCCUAAGCCUAAGCCUAAGCCUAAGCCUAAGCCUAAGCCUAAGCCUAAGCCUAAGCCUAAGCCUAAGCCUAAGCCUAAGCCUAAGCCUAAGCCUAAGCCUAAGCCUAAGCCUAAGCCUAAGCCUAAGCCUAAGCCUAAGCCCUAA